CGUCACCAACAAUCAUUUGUGCCAUGUCAUUAACCAAAAUACCAUAAACAUAUUAGAAUAAAAAGAAACAGAAUUAUGUCCAAGUUAGUUGAAGUCCCAGUUCUAAUGCCAAACUUGUUGAAACUUUUUCGAACUCUUGUGCCCAAAUUGACAAAGGAGAAAUAUAAAGGACAGUAUGGUCGAAUAGGUGUAGUAGGUGGUUCCUUGGAGUAUACAGGAGCGCCCUACUUUGCAGCAAUAAGUUCAAUGAAAAUCGGUGCUGACUUGGCUCACAUCUUCUGUCAAUCAAAUGCCGCCACAAGUAUUAAAUGCUACAGUCCUGAUCUAAUCGUACACCCUGUGCUAGAUAAAGAGAAUGCUGUGGAGCUGACAAAACCUUGGAUCGAACGGCUACAUGUUGUUAUUAUCGGACCUGGGCUAGGAAGAGAACCAAAAAUAUUGAAAACUACUGCCGCUAUUAUGAAACUCUGUCUUGAUGCGGAAAAGCCUCUGGUAAUAGACGCUGAUGGAUUGUUUCUAUUGAACGACGAAUUUGAUAUGGUGUGUGGACAGCGAAACGUUGUCCUUACACCCAAUGACAUUGAGUUCCGUAGAUUAUUUGGUGAGGACGUUCUUGUCUCGCAGGACAAGAUAAAUCGACUUGGAGAUGGAGUUGUGGUUUUAAGAAAAGGCGCAAUAGAUAAAAUUUACAUACCACAAACUAAUGAAGUUCACACAUUGCCUGAAGGCGGUUCAGGACGUCGGUGCGGUGGUCAAGGAGACUUGUUAUGUGGAUCUCUGGCAACGUUUCUUUGUUGGUCCUUACAAACAAAUCAACAGAAUCCAGCUUUCUUGGCAGCUUGUGCAUCCAGUUACUUUAUAAAGACACUAAAUUAUGUAACGUUUCAAAAACUGGGAAGAAGUUUAAUGGCAAGCGACAUGAUUAUUGAAAUGCCAACUGUUUUUAAGAAUGAAUUUGAAAAUACUAAAGAAGAUCUACCUUGUGACUAAUAAAAUUGAUCCAAAUCUA
Molecule: messenger RNA, 1009 nt
Organism: Drosophila willistoni
Lineage: Eukaryota; Metazoa; Arthropoda; Insecta; Diptera; Drosophilidae
Gene: Naxd
Product: ATP-dependent (S)-NAD(P)H-hydrate dehydratase
Exons: 1
Coding region: 76-990 (304 amino acids)
Biological process (GO): metabolite repair
Molecular function (GO): ATP-dependent NAD(P)H-hydrate dehydratase activity
Source: RefSeq, a predicted model, not a curated record